CAAAGAAACACCACGCCAUAAUCAAAUCUCUCCCUCUUCUCCUCCCUGUCACUCCGAAAACACCUGGAAAACCCCGGCAUCACCGCCACUGUCGCCGCCUCCACCUCCUCCUCCUCUUCCUCCACCACCACUCUCAUGAAACCCUAAUAAAGAGAGAGACUGUUCGUCAAAUUUUUGAUUUUUGAUUUUUUUUUGAAGGGUUUAUGAGUGGCUUGAAUUGAGGGUUUAAUAGAGGGAGAGAUUCGAUUGAGAAAUGUAUGUGGUGCCACCACCAAAGGGAUCAUCGGAUACUGGAUCCAGUGAUUUACGGGUUUAUCAAACUUGGAAAGGCAGUAACAUAUUUUUUCUUCAAGGGAGGUUUAUUUUUGGACCAGAUGUGAGAUCGCUUGCAUUGACUACACUCCUGAUAGUUGUUCCAGUUGCAGUGUUCUGUAUCUUUGUUGCCAGAAAGCUGAUGGAUGAUUUUUCAGAUGAUUGGGGAAUAUCAAUAAUGGUCAUUGCUGUUGUGUUCACUAUUUAUGAUUUAGUUCUUCUCCUGCUAACAUCUGGAAGGGAUCCUGGCAUAAUUCCACGCAAUGCAUAUCCACCAGAACCGGAUGGCUUUUAUGGGAGUGCAGAUGUUGGGUCCGGUCAAACUCCACAAUUACGCCUGCCACGCAUUAAGGAGGUGGAAUUCAAUGGAAUGACUGUGAAAGUCAAGUAUUGUGAUACUUGCAUGCUUUACAGACCACCUCGCUGCUCGCAUUGUUCAAUAUGCAAUAACUGUGUAGAAAGAUUUGACCAUCACUGCCCUUGGGUUGGGCAGUGUAUUGGCUUGAGAAAUUAUCGAUUCUUCUUCAUGUUUGUCUUCUCAACGACCCUUCUCUGUAUAUAUGUUUUUUCAUUCUGCUGGGUCUACAUUAGGAAGAUCAUGGGAUCAGAGAACUCAUUAAUUUGGAAAGCAAUGAUCAAAACCCCUGCCUCGAUUGUUUUAAUAGUUUAUACUUUCAUAUCAAUGUGGUUUGUCGGUGGCCUUACUGCCUUCCAUUUGUAUCUCAUCUGCACAAAUCAGACUACUUAUGAGAAUUUCAGAUAUCGCUAUGACAGGCACGCAAAUCCCUUUUAUAAAGGAGUGGUAGAGAACUUGAAGGAAAUAUUUUGCUCCAGUAUCCCCCCAUCCAAGAACAAUUUCAGGGCAAAGGUGCCCGGGGAACCUGCACUACCAGCUCGAACACUUGGUAGGGGCUUCAUGAGUCCAAAUAUGGGUAAAGCUGUAGGUGACAUGGAAAUGGGUAGGAAAACAGUAUGGGGAGACAUGAAUGCUAUGACUGAUGGCGAAGGACAACUUGCUGACAACGAUCGGCUGAACAUAAAAGAUGGUGAACUAGAUGAAUUAUCCCUGGAUAUCAGGACCACAGUAGAUGAAGUUGGAGACCGUGGUGGAAUACAUCCUAGGCGAUCGAGUUGGGGAAGAAAGAGUGGAAGCUGGGAGAUGUCACCUGAAGUUCUUGCCUUGGCAGCUAGAGUGGGGGAAUCCAACCGUAUGGGUGGUGGGAGCAGCAGUGGCAGCUUGACAACUGAGAACCAACAAUCAUAGAUGUGGAUUUGAUCAGCACCAAACCUAGGAAAUGGAAGAGGAUCUGAUUUGUCGAGUGCUGGGGGUGAGCUGACUAAAUGGUUAGUUAUUCAACUUCAAACAUGGGGGAACUUCAGAGGGAGUGCUUGAAAAACUCUUUGUUGGUUUGACCAUUGUGCUUUUAGGGUGUGGAAUGGAAUGGUGUGUUGUUAGUAUGAGUGAGUUACUUUCAGUUUUGAUUCUUGUAUUUCUGGAAUUAGAUAAGAGUCCAAUUUCAUUUUAUUUGAGGAA
Populus trichocarpa (black cottonwood) is the source of this 1846-nucleotide messenger RNA. Its product is annotated as probable protein S-acyltransferase 7. The record is from RefSeq and is a predicted model, not a curated record. NCBI's taxonomy places the organism in Eukaryota, Viridiplantae, Streptophyta, Magnoliopsida, Malpighiales, Salicaceae. Gene Ontology annotation, molecular function: protein-cysteine S-palmitoyltransferase activity. The coding region runs from base 254 to 1576 and encodes 440 amino acids. Gene Ontology annotation, biological process: peptidyl-L-cysteine S-palmitoylation; protein targeting to membrane. The transcript is spliced from 5 exons. Gene Ontology annotation, cellular component: endoplasmic reticulum; Golgi apparatus.